AUGAAGUAAACAACACAGAGAAAAAAUCUCAUAAAUUAAGAAAGAUAUAUAAAUGAUAUAAACAGAUCAGAAUAAUGCCAAGUUAAUUAAAAAAUAAUUCAGCUUUUCACCUUCCCAGUACAAGCAUAAAUUAAAGAAUAGUUAUAGUAUUUCUUGAAUUUAAAAGAUAAAAGAAAAGAUUAAAAUUCUUUGAGUAAGUAGAGAGAACAAUUGGUAAAGAAGAAAAAUGGCAUGAUUAAAUUUUAUCAAGUUCUAAAUCAAUUGUUAGCAAUCAUGUCUCAAAAUUAAUAAAAUAUGUAGUCAGUUUCAAAUCAAUUUACAAUUCAAGCUCUCAAGAUAAAAUAAUUAUUCAUUUAUUAGAAUAAAUAAAUGAUUUUCUGCUUAGAUAAAAGAGCAUGA
Messenger RNA from Paramecium sonneborni, 399 nucleotides. Lineage: Eukaryota; Ciliophora; Oligohymenophorea; Peniculida; Parameciidae. The record is from the annotation of a GenBank genome assembly.